Rhizoctonia solani is the source of this 924-nucleotide messenger RNA. Its product is annotated as glycoside hydrolase family 61 protein. The record is from RefSeq and is a predicted model, not a curated record. The transcript has 4 exons. The coding region runs from base 1 to 924 and encodes 307 amino acids. NCBI's taxonomy places the organism in Eukaryota, Fungi, Basidiomycota, Agaricomycetes, Cantharellales, Ceratobasidiaceae.
AUGUUGUUCCGGACUGUUAUCGCCACUCUCGCUGCUGUAGCUGGUGUCUCUGCACAUGGCUAUAUUGAUAAGGUCACUAUUGGAGGCAAGACCUUUUCUGGUCCUUACCCCUUCUCCAAUAAGAACGCUGCGAGUCCUAUUCGCAAGAUCACGACCACCUUUCCGAUUACUAGCGCCAGCGAUGCGAACAUGAACUGUGGUAUCGAUGCCGCACCAGCUGCUCAGGUCGCCGCUGCCAACCCAGGAGACAAGGUCACUUUCAGUUGGAAGAGCGGGCAGAACAAGAACUGGGGUCACUCUAUUGGGCCCAUCAUGACUUAUCUCGCUCAAGUUCCCGCUGGUCAGACAGCCGACAAGUUUGACACCCGGAAAGCCAAAUUCUUCAAGAUCGACCAAACUGGUCAGACGGGCGGUGCCGGCACUGGAUGGGUACAAGCGAGUAUCAAGGGCGGCAAGACUUAUACCACCACCCUGCCCAAUGACCUUCCCGCCGGUGACUAUAUCAUUCGCCAUGAGCUUAUUGCCUUGCACUUUGCUCAAAAGAAGGACGGUGCUCAAUUUUAUCCUGGCUGUGUCCAAAUACGAGUUGGCGGCGGAUCCAAUGCUCCCAAGGCUAUCUCGGCACAGACCGUUUCGUUCCCGGGCGGAUAUACCGAAAAUGACAAGAGCUUGUUCGUCCCAAACCUAUUCAAGGGCAACUUUGUCUAUCCGUUCCCCGGCCCGCAGGUCGUCAAAUCUCUUGGAGCAGCAAGCACCAAGGGGGCAUCGAACGUUGGUAACAGCACUAUUAUUGACGAAGAAACCGAACCCAAGACAUGCGAUUCUAAGAAGGCCAAAGCUAAGAAUGACAAGCGAACCCCCAUUUCUCACGUUACUCCUGACCACGGCCGUGUUCGUUCUCGCGUCAUGCGCCACCUGGUCUAA